CUGAGCACGUGCACAGAGGAAGGACCGCCCCUGUGACGAGCCCGCGCGUCCUGGCUUCCCCCGGAGCGCCGGACGCGCCGCAGCAGGAAGCCCUCCUCCAGGCGCGUCUGUCGCAGGUCCCAGCCUCUGGACGCUCCGUCGGCCGCGGGUCGGACCGUGUGACCGGCAUGCCGGUAUUCGACCGUCGGAUCCAUCGUGGUUUGAAAAGAGAGCCUGAGUUUUUGUACCGAAAUGUCAAAGCAAAACCAGAAGAUCCUGCUGGAGCUGGUGCAGCGGCCGGACAACAGCCGGUGCGCGGACUGCGGAGCGCCGGAGCCAGACUGGGCGUCCUACCAGCUGGGAGUGUUUGUGUGUCUGAACUGCUCUGGGAUCCACCGCAGCCUCUCCAGCCGGGUCAAAUCCAUACGGCUGGACUUCUGGGAGGACGAGCUAGUGCAGUUCAUGAAGUCCUCCGGUAAUGCCAGCGCCCAGGCUUUGUAUGAGAAGGCCGUGCCACCGUACUACUAUCGACCUCAGCAAUGUGACUGCAACGUCCUGAGAGAGCAGUGGAUUCGAGCUAAAUACGAGAGGAAGGAAUUCACGGGAGAAACCAAGUACCCCCCAGUUUCAUACACCACAGGUUUCUAUGAAGGGAUGCUGUGGAAGAAAGGGAAAGAGAACACACAGUUUCUGAAGAGGAAGUUCGUACUGUCAGAGAGGGAAUUUACGCUGAUGUACUACAACAAGGAAAAUGAGUCCAAAGGCCCUAAAGCUGUGAUCUCCAUAAAGGACCUGAACGCCACCUUUCAGCCACAGAAGAUUGGUCAUCCUCACGGGCUGCAGUUCACCUACCAGGACGAGGAUCGCACCAGGAACCUCUAUGUUUACCACGAGAGUGCUGAGGAAAUAGUCACAUGGUACAACGCCAUCCGAGCUGCUCGCUAUGCUUACCUGAAGACAGCGUACCCGACUGGGAGCAAUGAAGAACUGAUACCAAAGAUCACAAGAAACUACCUCAAAGAGGGAUACAUGGAAAAGACUGGGCCCCUGCAGAAGGAGCCAUUCAGGAAGAGGUGGUUCACUCUGGACUCUCAGAAUCGGAAACUGUUUUACUUCAAAGGGCAGCUGGAUGCAGAGGAGCUGGGGGUGAUUUUCAUCGGCACAGAGAGCAGCGGUUACUCGGUGAAGGCGUGCGUCCCGAAGCAUGCUCGAGGAAACAGGUGGACGUGCGGCGUUUCGGUGGAGACGCCCGAGCGACAGUUUGUCUUCAUGUGCGAGCAGGAGAGGGAGCAGAGAGAGUGGCUGGAGGCCCUCAGGAAGGUCUCGUCAAGGCCCAUGGCACCGCAGGAUUACACCAGUGAGCACGCCUUCAAAGCACUACAGCAUCAUGUGAAGUGAAUGGUGUAAAGGCUGCUUUACCCCCAAACUGACAACAGCUUCAAGGAGUGUAAACCAUUUAGAACUUGGCAAUUUAAACAGAAUUGUAUAGAAAUUGUUCAAAUUCAUCACGAACACCUCCAACACAAUGUGUCAAUAUCUUUUUGGCAGUUGCUAGCCAGAAGAAAUCUAUUGGUGAAGGAAAAAAAAAAACAUGACAAAUCAAAUAGUGGCAUGUUAUGAGCAGUUUUGGCCUGAACUGUGUGUCAGCAGUGUUCAGUGUACCAUCACGUGUCUGCAUCAGAGGAGGACACGAUGCUAUUAACCAGGCUGUGAUGGAAACUCUCUGCGUCACAUUCCGUUGUGCACAAGACCUUCACACAGUAUUGAACAGCCACCUGGACAGAUGCAAAGAUUGACUGGAAGACUGGAGAACAAGUCACCAGCUGAUGUCGUUCUUGUGAAUUAGUCAGUGAGUCUAGCCUUCUAGCACAAGUAGAACUGCCUCAAUAACAUUUCUUGUCCAACUUUCUUUCCAGUUGAUCAACCUCCCUGUGUACUUGAAAUAUUUGGCAUCCAGAAAUUUGAGCAUAAAACAAAUAUUGGACAAAUUGACAUUGUGUCCUGAUUGUGGCACAAGAUGAGCAGGAAAGACCUUCACUGAUAUCACAGGUCCUUAUAACGGGAGCAGAAUGUCUACGUCAGCUUUUUAUAGCUAGACAGGCCCAGCGCGUUGAGAUUAAAGAGGAAAAGUCCCCGACAUCCUUAUAAUACAUCAGCCAGGAACGAUGAUGAUCUGUUGAAAACUUUGUGCCAAUCCAUCCAGAAAAUGUCGAGUUAUUUUAAUGUGAUGCGAUCAUUUCAAGCUGCUGCUGGUUUAAACGGGACAGUCAAAGAGUCAGUAGAGUUAUGAGGAUUCUUCUGCUGGAUAAAAGAAAAGCACCAUUCCUGAGUUGGUCCGUGCUAUAGCACUUGUUCUGCAAAGUUAUCCUUUAUGAUGAAUGAUAAUCGUGCACCUGCGACACGAUCAGCGUCACCCGUAUUUAUGUUUGCACAAGCCUGUGCACGUUAGCACACAUGCGCUAUCAGUGCAUUCUGCAUCUGAACCCACCACUAACCCUUUCGUCUCUUA
This is a messenger RNA of Stegastes partitus (bicolor damselfish), 2488 nucleotides long. It is a transcript of the gene adap2, whose product is annotated as ArfGAP with dual PH domains 2. NCBI's taxonomy places the organism in Eukaryota, Metazoa, Chordata, Actinopteri, Pomacentridae. Gene Ontology annotation, biological process: heart development; positive regulation of GTPase activity. Gene Ontology annotation, cellular component: plasma membrane; intracellular membrane-bounded organelle; cytoplasm. The record is from RefSeq and is a predicted model, not a curated record. The transcript is spliced from 10 exons. Gene Ontology annotation, molecular function: phosphatidylinositol-3,4,5-trisphosphate binding; phosphatidylinositol bisphosphate binding; GTPase activator activity. Bases 232 to 1377 code for a protein of 381 amino acids.